AUGUCAUUACCAACAGUUUUUUAUUUAUCCACUUCUUCAAUGUCAACACUUUCUGAAGGGAUUGUCGGGAAGAGAAAAAGAGGGGGUACAAAAAAAACAAAAUCAAUACCUAAAGGAGAUAUUUUGAUAGAUUCUGCUAAGAAUGAAUGGAUAAUACUUAAUUCGAUUGCAAGAGGUGGUUUCGGAGAAAUUUAUACAGCUUCUAAAUCAACUUCGGCAAAACAAGACAACUUUAUUAUAAAAAUUGAACCUACAGAAAAUGGACCAUUAUUUUGUGAAAAAACAGUUUACAUUAGAAUUGGUAAAAAGGAAGACAUUAAAGAAUACAUGAAAUCGAAAGGUUUAAAAUCGUUAGGAAUGCCACAAUUCUAUGGUUCUGGAAAUCACAUUGCAGAUGGGAAAAAAUAUAGGUUUUUAGUUAUGGAAAGAUAUGGUAGAGAUUUAUGGUCCAUUUUUUUAGAAAACAAUAGAAUAUUUCCAGUAUCGACAGUUUUUAAAAUAGCCAAUCAAGUUCUUGAUGUUUUAGAGUACAUUCAUUCGAAGGGAUAUGUUCAUGCAGAUAUAAAAGGAGCCAAUUUACUAUUAGGAAAAAUGAAAGGUUAUGAAAAUCAAGUUUACCUUGUCGAUUUCGGUCUUGCAGCAAGGUAUACAAAUGUAUAUAAACCUGAUCCUAGAAGAGCUCACAAUGGUACAUUAGAAUAUACUAGUAGAGAUGGACAUGAAGGCAUCGUUACACGAAGAGGUGAUAUCGAAGUUUUGGGUUAUAACAUAUUACAAUGGAUUUCAUCGAAUUUACCAUGGGAACAUAUGAGAGACUUAAAUGAAAUUCAUGGGAAAAAAGUUAAAUACAUGAAAAAUUACAAUCAAUUAUUACAGAUUUGUUUUAAUAACAAAACUCCACCAGGAGCAUUAGAAAAAUAUUUUAACGUUUUGUCCAAAAUGGAACCGUUACAAGAACCAAAGUAUAAAUUAUUAAAACAAUAUUUAAGCGAUGGAAUCGCACAAACGGGUGACACGAGUAAUAAAUUAAAUUUCUCACCGAAAAAAUGUAGGACGAUUGAUAAAAGUCCUCCAUCUUCGGUUCCUGCAAAACUUCGUAAAAUGAAUAAUGAAAAAAUAAUUUGUCCUACCCAUAAACGUCCGCCAACAACAAAUCGUAAACGCAUGAUUUCAUCGAAACAACCCCGGAAAAGAAAAACGUUAAAAGAAGUUGGAAGGAUUGUCCUUCUGUUGUUAGUUGUGCCGAAUUAUUAA
Pediculus humanus corporis (human body louse) is the source of this 1254-nucleotide messenger RNA. RefSeq names its product Nucleosomal histone kinase, putative. The coding region runs from base 1 to 1254 and encodes 417 amino acids. Gene Ontology annotation, molecular function: protein serine/threonine kinase activity; ATP binding. The transcript has 7 exons. The record is from RefSeq and is a predicted model, not a curated record. Gene Ontology annotation, biological process: peptidyl-serine phosphorylation; signal transduction. Gene Ontology annotation, cellular component: nucleus; cytoplasm. NCBI's taxonomy places the organism in Eukaryota, Metazoa, Arthropoda, Insecta, Psocodea, Pediculidae.